Exserohilum turcica Et28A is the source of this 907-nucleotide messenger RNA. RefSeq lists its product as uncharacterized. The record is from RefSeq and is a predicted model, not a curated record. NCBI's taxonomy places the organism in Eukaryota, Fungi, Ascomycota, Dothideomycetes, Pleosporales, Pleosporaceae. Gene Ontology annotation, biological process: mitotic cell cycle; attachment of spindle microtubules to kinetochore. Gene Ontology annotation, cellular component: mitotic spindle pole body; mitotic spindle midzone; DASH complex. The transcript has 3 exons. Bases 150 to 572 code for a protein of 140 amino acids.
AAUACUACAAGCAAAGAAACAGCCGGCUACACUUUACAGCCCCCCCAGUGGAAACUUCUCAACACACGACACUUUUCGCGACAACACCAUCAAUUAACAAGGCAUAAUUGGAAGAGGAAAAAAGAAACUGCCGCAAUUCCACUGGCAAAAUGUCGAAUUUCACGCGCCCCCUCCCUACGCACCUUCGCAACCAGUCCCUGGGUGGCCCGCAACAACAAUCACCGAUCCUGCUCGCGCGCAUCGCGGAAAAGAAAGCCGAGCUGGCCAACCUCAAGGACCUGCAAGCACUAAGUGGAGGACUUGCAGACCAAAUGCAGCUGCUAGCUGACAAGCUGUCGACAUUGUCAGACGGCACAGAGGCGGUUGCAGCCGUGCUAUCGAAUUGGCAUAACGUGUUGAGAGCCAUCAACAUGGCGUCCGCCAAACUGCCUAGGCCCAAGGAGGACGACGAGGACGAAGGAGCAAAGAGGUCGGAAGAUGGGCCGCCCCUACCACAGACGCUUGUUCGCAUUCCCACGCAGCAUGCGCCUACGGUCAUGGAACAAGCCAAUGCAGCAAAUGCCGAAGAGUGAGGCCGCGUACGACAUGUAGACGUGUGUGCUGGCACGCAGAGUCUUUGCGCUAAUUAAAUGAUGCGAAGGAUGGGGGAGAAGGUGUGAUGAGGCAUAAUUGCACGAUUGGCUUCGACCAACGGACUGAGGUGUGAUUCGCGGAACACGGCGAAUGGGGGGGUGGUCGAGCGAAACUUCAAACCGCGCAUAUGCAGUCGAGCCCGACGUCCACUCACGUUGCUUUUGCCGUUGCUAUGCGGCAAGCGGCCUUGGUCACGAGACCUGACAUGUGCAAAAGAGCAUGGACAUGACGAUUGGCAUCAACAUAGGGAAAAGGAACAAGCAGGGAUAAUGAA